Messenger RNA from Betta splendens (Siamese fighting fish), 1696 nucleotides. RefSeq names its product poly (ADP-ribose) polymerase family, member 6a (gene parp6a). The record is from RefSeq and is a predicted model, not a curated record. Lineage: Eukaryota; Metazoa; Chordata; Actinopteri; Anabantiformes; Osphronemidae. Gene Ontology annotation, molecular function: protein serine/threonine kinase activator activity; kinase binding; NAD+ poly-ADP-ribosyltransferase activity. Gene Ontology annotation, cellular component: nuclear envelope; endoplasmic reticulum tubular network; membrane. Gene Ontology annotation, biological process: endoplasmic reticulum unfolded protein response.
UUCCUCUUAUUUCUCAGCAGCAGUGCAGUCAGCUGCAGGUCACAUGACUGGCUUGCCUGAUCUAACCGAGCAUGCUCAGACCCUUCAGUGUUGUCAGGCAAAAUAUAAGACAGCAGUAGGAGCAGAGAGAGAUCUGCAAUAGAUAAACACACCGACUCGGAUACACUAACCGAUUUGCUCACGGGCACACGUCACGAGCAUCGACGCCGCACAACUGGAGGAUUAUAGAGCUAAUUUCUCUAGUUUCCUAUUUUGAUGGGUGUACGGUUUCAUCAUUUCAGCCACAGAACGAGGCGGGCAGGUGUGCCCUUUAAGAGGGGGAGCAGCUGAGGCAAGAGCAGCAUCCAAGUCUCCAUCCUCUCUGGAGGCUGCAAUGGUUUGCAGUAUUCAAAGGCCCAAACCUGUCUGAGUGCGCCUAUGACCAGCAGACACAAUGGACAUCAAAGGCCAGUGUUGGACAGACGAGGAGUCAGAUGGGGAGAAUGAACCAGAGCAGUUGUACGGCAUUCAGGGGAGCUGUGCUGCUGACCUGUACCGCCACCCCCAACUGGAUGCAGACAUAGAAGCAGUAAAGGACAUCUACACCGACAGCGCAGUGUCUGUCAGGGAGUAUGGAACCAUUGAUGAUGUAGACAUCGAUCUUCAUAUUAACAUCGGUUUCUUAGAUGAGGAGGUUGCGACAGCUUGGAAAGUUAUCAGAACAGAGCCCAUUAUUCUGAGACUGCACUUUUCUCUUUCUCAGUACCUCGACGGACCUGAGCCCUCGGUAGAAGUGUUCCAGCCCUCCAAUAAAGAAGGCUUCAGCCUGGGCCUGCAGCUCAAAAAGAUCCUGAGCACGUUCACCUCACAGCAGUGGAAGCACCUCAGUAAUGAGUUCCUCAAGGCCCAGCAGGAGAAGAGGCACAGCUGGUUCAAAAGCCGGGGGAACUCAAGAAGUUUCAGUGCCGGGCUCAGCAUUUUCUCCCCCAUACCCAAGUCUCCAAGUUUUCCACUGAUCCAAGACACCGUUUUAAAGGGAAGCUGAGCGUCCCUGAGCUGGAGGAUGACCCGUCUGAUGAACCGCUCCAUCUCUUGUACCAUGAAGAACCCUAAAGGGGAACUCUUCAGCUAUCCACCGAACAGCCAGGCGGGCGGGCACUGCAAGAACAUCCCUACCUUGGAAUAUGGCUUCCUAGUACAGAUAAUGAAAUACUCAGAGCAAAGGAUCCCCACACUCAACGAGAACUGUGUGGUCUGCGAUGAACAGCACGUUUUUCAAAAUGGAUCCAUGCUCAAGCCUGCUGUGUGCACCAGGGAGCUGUGGGUCUUCUCCUUUUACACUCUGGGUGUGAUGUCCGGAGCUGCAGAGGAAGUGGCCACCGGUGCAGAGGUGGUCGACCUGCUGGUGGCUAUGUGUCGAGCUGCCCUCGAAUCUCCCCGCAAGAGCAUCAUCUUUGAGCCCUACCCAUCUGUAGUUGACCAUGACCCCAAGACUCUGGCCUUCAACCCGAAGAAGAAGAAUUAUGAGAGACUGCAGAAAGCACUGGACAGUGUCAUGUCCAUCCGGGAAAUGACCCAGGGCUCAUAUCUAGAGAUCAAGAAGCAGAUGGACAAGUUGGACCCUUUGGCUCAUCCCCUGCUACAGUGGUACGUAAAGUGUCAGGCUUGGGCAGGUGUCGGACCCACAUGCACGGCGCAGAAACACAGAUGUGAUUAA